Messenger RNA from Drosophila erecta, 4433 nucleotides. RefSeq lists its product as uncharacterized. Lineage: Eukaryota; Metazoa; Arthropoda; Insecta; Diptera; Drosophilidae. The transcript has a single exon. Bases 86 to 4321 code for a protein of 1411 amino acids. The record is from RefSeq and is a predicted model, not a curated record.
AAGGAUCUUGGUCCACUUUUUUGCGUGUGUUUUGUGUUCUAUAUAAGAGUGAUAGCCGCGGAUUCGCGUGUCAGAACAGAUCGAGAUGUUGAGGUGGCCAGUGGUUUGCCUGCUGCUCCCGCUUUUGGCCACGGCCAAGAUCUUUGAUCGCUGUGAGUUGGCCAAUUUGCUGCAGCACCGUUUUGGUCUUCCUGCCGCCCAGGUGGCCACCUUGGUGUGCAUUGCCCAGCAUUCGAGUGAUUUCAAUACGGCCGCCAUUGGCGGUGGCGCAGGAUUGGGCGGUGGUUCGCAUGGUCUUUUCCAGAUCAGCGAUGUCUACUGGUGCUCGCCGCCGGGUCAAGGAAAGGGUUGUGGCCUGAGUUGUUCGAGUUUGCGGGACGAUGACAUUGCCGACGAUGUCCUGUGUGUGAGGAAGAUCUAUGCUGAGCAUCAAAGGAUCAGUGGCGAUGGAUUCACCGCCUGGCAGGCUUAUGGCGCUUACUGCCGGCAGGAUGCCAAUUCAUAUGUGGCAGGAUGUGGAGGACAUGGCAGCACCGCCCAUGCGGUAGCUGCGACCUACCAGAGACCGCAACAGGUGCAGGUCCACAGCUAUCCAGUGCAGCAAUACCAUCAGGUGGCUCAAGUCCAGCCGCAGGGAAAAAUCUACAGUCGCUGCGAAUUGGCCCAGGAACUGUAUUACCAACACAAGCUACCCAUGCCGCAGAUUCCCACCUGGGUUUGCAUUGCCCAGCAUGAGUCCUCCUUCAACACAGCUGCCGUGGGUCGCCUGAAUGCGGAUGGCAGUGCGGACCAUGGUCUGUUCCAGAUCAGCGAUCUUUUCUGGUGCACCCAUGACCAGAGGGCUGGAAAGGGAUGCCAUGCCACCUGCAAUCAGUUCCUGGACGCCAGCAUAGCCGAUGAUGUGCAGUGCAUCCGACGGAUACACCAGGAGCACACUCAGAUCUCGGGAGAUGGCUUCAAUGCCUGGACUGUGUACAAAAGGAACUGCCUGAACCAGCACUACGAACAGAUUGCAGCUUGUUUCGGCAAGCCACCGGCUCAUCAACCUCCGCAUCAUCCAAAUGCCAUUGGAGGAGGACCCGUGAAGCCCAAGGUCAGCUAUGCCUAUCAAUAUGGCCAGGUUCUAGUGCAUCAGACGCCAGUUCCUCCUGUUGUGAAUCACUAUUAUCGCCCGCCACAGCCGACGCCCGUUUUGAGUUACCAAACUAAUGUGGCUGCCUAUUCGGGCAAUCCGUUUCUGCGACCACGCCCAGUUAAUCCGCCCAGGCAGCAUCCCAAUGCCAUUGGCAUACCCCUUAAAAACCAAUCCCCUGCCAGCCCAUUCUAUAUUUACAAACAGCAAACACAAUAUCAUCAACCCCAAUAUCAGACACACUUUCAAACACACUAUCAACGCACGGGUAAAGUUUACAAUCGCUGCGAGUUAGCCCAAGAGUUGUAUUUCUCACACAAGUUUCCCAUGCAGGAUUUGGCCACCUGGGUGUGCAUCGCCGAGCAUGAAUCCUCAUUCAAUACGGCAGCUGUGGGUCGUCUGAAUGCGGAUGGGAGUGCGGAUCACGGGCUCUUCCAGAUCAGCGAUCUCUAUUGGUGCACACACAAUGAUGGUGGCGGCAAGGGAUGUCACAUCGACUGCAAUCGCCUGCUGGACUCGGACAUCACGGAUGAUGUCAAGUGCGUGAGGACCAUCCACGAGGAGCACACCAGAAUUUCGGGAGAUGGAUUCACCGCCUGGACUGUCUACAAUGGACACUGCCGGCAGAAAACUAGAGCCGAUAUUGCUAGCUGCUUUGAUGGCAAAGACCUGCCAGCGGAAGUCGCGAAACCAUCGAAGGGUAACGAGCUUGUUAAGAAAACAUCUCCACCUCCGAGGGCAAAAAUCUACGAUCGCUGUGAGCUGGCCAAGGAACUGUACCACAGACAUAAGUUUCCCAUGAGGGAGAUUCCCACUUGGGUGUGCAUAGCCCAACAUGAAUCCUCUUUUAAUACAGCAGCUGUGGGAAAACUGAACUCAGAUGGCAGUGAGGAUCACGGCCUGUUUCAAAUCAGCGAUAUUUACUGGUGUACCCACGAUCAGACCAGUGGUAAGGCCUGCCACAUUGAAUGCGAUCGUUUGCUGGAUUCAGAUAUAUCCGACGAUGUCCAGUGUAUACGCACUAUACACGAAGAACACACACGACUCUCAGGAGAUGGCUUCAAUGCCUGGACUGUCUACAAUGGACAUUGCAGGAAUCAAAACUUGGCGCAAUUGAGUGACUGCUUCGAUGGAAAUGAGAUUUCAGAGGCGGAUAAGGCCAGUCAUUAUGGUGAAAGGCCCCAGGCUCAGCCUAAUCAGUCUGUGCCACAGAAACCACAACACAAGAUAGCAACUAGUCAGAAAUAUGCUGGUAAUCCCUUUUUGCAAAACCUACAAGCUGCCAAGACACCUCAGCCCACCUUAAAUGCCAAUAAGCUAACGAACACUGUAUCAGCUCCCAAGGAGCAAAAAACAAAUAAACUCUAUGCCAACAAUCCAUUUUUCAAUAGUCAACAGCACAAACCGUCUCCCACCACAAGAGCACCUGUUUAUUCUACCCAAAAGCCGAACUAUGAACACAAUCCCUUCCUGAAAGUCCCUGGUUCAGUAACGCCAUCUGUUAAACCUCCACAUGCUUCACAAGAAGUCAAACCUCAUGACAGUAUAUCCUAUGCCCAAAACCCAUUCCUCAGUCUACUGGGCAAACCAAUUAUACCUGCUCAAGCACCCAUCAAGCCCCAGCCCAAGCCUGCGAGCCCAUCUAAGACCACUCAGCUGGUCAAAAGACCCUACGUCAGCAGCGACAGCUUCCGCAAUGAGGUGAUUAAAUUUACGGCCACCUCUGCAGCGGUAGCAACAACAGCAAGCUUUACAAAUAAAUCUGUAACAACAACCACACGGAAACCUCUGACAGCGAGCACAAGAAAACCCGUCUCAACUACGGUCCAAACAACUAGCUUGCCGUUAUGGUCAUGGCAAACUUCUACAACCGCUAAGCCUACAAUAACAGAAAGUGUUAAUCACUAUACAACCUCAACCACUCGAUCGGUGAUAACCAAUAAGCCGAAUACUCGUCCAACCAUUGCGGCAGGUUCACGUGCAACUACUCGGGCAACUACCUGGGCACAUAGCACAACAUCUCAACAAGGGACCUACAUAAACACUCCCCCAACAACGCGUUCGACCAUUCGAUCGUCUACAAUUGGAGCUAUUACAUCAACAACGCGUUCCGGCACAUUCGAUGUAUUUACGACUCGUUCAACAAUUCGCCCAAUAUCUACGAAUCGCCCAACUACUAGUGCAACCACUCAUCCAAUUAGUCGACCAACUACUAGUGCAACUACUCAUCGAACUACUCUUCCAACUACUGGACCAACUACUCGCCAAACUACACGUCAAGCUACUCGUCCAACGACCCGUUCAACUAAUGGGCCAGCUAGCACAACAUUUCAACCAGGGACCUACCUGAACAUUCCCCCAACAACUAGUUCGACCAUUAGAGUCAUUACCUCAACAACUCGUUCCAGCACUAUCCCUGUAUUUUCAACUCGAACAAAAACUCGACCAAUAUCUACGACUCGCCCAACUAUUCGGACAACUACUAACCCAAUUAGUCGGCCAACUACUAAUACACCUACUCGCCCAACUACUCGCCCAACUACUCGUCCAACUACUCGCCCAACUACUCGCCCAACUACUCGCCCAACUACUCGCCCAACUACUCGCCCAACUACUCGUCGAACUACUCACCAAACUACUCGGUACUUCACAACAAUUCGACCACUUACAACCACUCGAUUAAUUCCAACAACCCACCAAUCUGUAAUCACGCCGACCGCAAAUCGAAACGAAGCGAUAUAUUUACCAACAAAUCAUACGGUUUCGACCACUCCUUCAACAACUAAGUCCGCAUACCACUAUGUAUCCAUAAAUAAACCAACCACACCCUCAACCACAAACACCCGUUCAAGGACCACUCCUCAAAAAAGUACCACACCAAGGCCAUACCUAUUUACCUCAACAACGAAGAAGAGUGUCACCACUAAGGAUCCAUUCGAUCAUCCGUUUUUCAAGAAGUUCAAGGCUCAGUUUGAGAAAACUACAACCGCCGAAAAUCAAAAUGCUUCCACGACAUUAGCUGUUAAUCAAAAUCCAACUACCAUUAGUCCAUAUUAUGCAAAAUAUCAGGAAAACAAGGUUAAAACAGGUGAAAAAACCGUGCUCUCUUAUGAAUUUGGUCAAAAAAGAAACACUACAAGUAGGCAAAAAAGUGCCUUUGAUGUAUACCUAAAUUGGAACAAAAAUUAAUGGCAUUUCCAUUAGUGUGACACUUUCGAGUAAAAUGUAAAUAUGCGCUAUUGAUCGAUGUAAACAGCACUAUGCUAAACAUAAUGACAGAAUACUCAUGCAUUAUUACCCC